Astyanax mexicanus (Mexican tetra) is the source of this 2497-nucleotide messenger RNA. It is a transcript of the gene cpt2, whose product is annotated as carnitine palmitoyltransferase 2. Gene Ontology annotation, biological process: fatty acid beta-oxidation. Lineage: Eukaryota; Metazoa; Chordata; Actinopteri; Characiformes; Acestrorhamphidae. The coding region runs from base 416 to 2431 and encodes 671 amino acids. Gene Ontology annotation, cellular component: mitochondrion. Gene Ontology annotation, molecular function: carnitine O-palmitoyltransferase activity. The record is from RefSeq and is a predicted model, not a curated record. The transcript is spliced from 5 exons.
GGUAGCCAAACUGGUGGUGCGGCUCAUAGCGGAAGAGGAGCUUCAUGACGGGGAGAUAUCAGUUGACAUUGGAUAUUUGGGGGGUUGUUUGUAAAUGAAUGAACAAAUACAGAUUUAUUUAUAAGAGAUUGACUUAAUCUGGAUAGGGGUAAAAUUUUGUCUACGCGCUUCUCCAAAUAUAUUCGGUACGCUGGUGGCAGUGACAUAGCGUUAGCUAGUUAUACUAAUGUUACACCAGAUAAUAUAGGUGAACAAGCUACACUUUAACUUGUGUGUCAGGCUUAUUGGUUGAAUGAGAAAGCAAGCGGAUUAUUGGUUAGCUAGCUUCUCGAUUCCUUGAUCCUUAUUAUCUAGCUAGCUAAGCUAUUUAACACGCAUCUCAGUGCCUUAUUAGCGCGUUAACUAAACAGACAUAAUGGCACUCUUCCUCUCUAUUCAAACUAAUUCAGCGCUAUGGAAGCUGAAGCCCUUGGCGAUGAGUACUUCGGCACGGUCAGCGCUUAUUUUUACUGAAAAUCUGCGCAAAUACAGCAGUAACGCUGGAGCCGACUCUGAAUACUUGCACAGAAGUAUUGUCCCAACUAUGCACUACCAGAAGAGCUUGCCGAGGUUACCAGUGCCAAAACUAGAGGACACAAUACGGAGAUACCUGGCAGCUCAGCGGCCACUUUUAAAUAAUGAACAGUACAGUAAUACAGAAAAGCUGGUCCAUGAAUUCCAGAAUGGGCCUGGCAAGCAGCUACAUGAGGAGCUUGUGGCUCAAGAUAAAAGCAACAAGCACACCAGCUAUAUUUCAGCUCCUUGGUUUGACAUGUACCUGUCUGCCCGUGAAUCAGUCGUCUUAAACUUCAACCCCUUCAUGUCCUUCAACCCUGAUCCCAAGCCUGAGUACAAUGAUCAGCUUGUUCGAGCCACUAACAUGGUGUGCUCUGCAGUGCGGUUCAUGAAGACCCUCCGUGCUGGUCUCCUUGAACCAGAGGUGUUCCAUCUUAACCCUGCUAAGAGUAACACAGAUUCCUUCAAGAAAUUAAUUAGAUGGGUGCCUUCGUCCAUCUCCUGGUUUGGAGCAUACAUGGUGAAUGCGUAUCCCCUGGAUAUGUCUCAGUACUUUCGUCUUUUCAACUCCACACGCAUUCCUAAACCAAAGCGUGAUGUGCUCCACACAGACCAGAAAGGCCGGCACCUUCUCGUCAUGAGAAAAGGCAACAUGUACGUAUUUGAUGCUGUAGAUAGGGAUGGAAACCUGGUGAGGCCAGAGGAGAUCCUGUCACACCUGAAGUACAUCCUGGCAGACUCUGCACCAGCUCCUCAGUUUCCUCUUGGCGUUUUGACCAGUGAGAAUAGGGAUGUUUGGGCAGGGCUUCGAGAGAAGCUUCUAGCUGCAGGGAAUGGGGAGUCUCUUGGGUUAGUGGACAAUGCUCUGUUCUGCCUUUGUCUUGAUGAGGAGGUGCUUCGUGACCACAUACACAUCUCACACAACAUGCUUCAUGGGGAUGGCUGCAACCGUUGGUAUGAUAAAUCCUUCAGUAUCAUCCUGGCCAAGGACGGACAGGCAGCUAUCAAUUUUGAACACUCUUGGGGAGACGGCGUGGCUGUUCUCCGCUUCCAGAAUGAAGUCUUCAAAGACACCACAGAAAAGCCUCUGGUUGGUCCUGGCACCCAGCCGGCUGCUGUAGACUCAGCCUCUGCUGUCCGAAGGCUGGACUUUAAGCUGAAUGCUGAUCUGCAGCAUGGUAUAACCAAAGCCAAAGAGAACUUCCACGCUGCCGUCUCCAAACUCACCAUCGAUGCCAUGGAAUUCAAACAAGGUGGAAAAGAACACCUAAAGAAGAUGAAGCUCAGCCCUGAUGCCAUAGCACAGCUGGCUUUUCAGAUGGGAUUUCUGCGUCAGUAUGGGCAGACUGUAGCUACGUACGAGUCCUGCAGCACUGCGGCCUUCAAACAUGGCCGCACCGAGACCAUCCGCCCAGCAAACAUUCACACGCAGCGCUGUGCCCAGGCCUUUGUCCAACAGCCAGAUCAGCACAGUGUAGAGCAGCUUCAGGGCCUGCUGUCUGCUUGCUCCAAAUACCAUGGCCAGCUUACCAGAGAGGCAGCCAUGGGACAAGGAUUUGACAGACAUCUUUUCGCCAUGCGCUACCUGGCUAAUAGUAAAGGAAUGCCACUGCCAAGCCUGUACCAGGACCCAGCGUAUGCAUCCAUAAACCACAACAUCCUUUCCACUAGCACUCUCACUAGCCCUGCUGUCAGCUUGGGUGGCUUUGCUCCUGUGGUUCCUGAUGGAUUUGGAGUGGGCUACGGUGUCCAUGAUGAUUGGAUCGGCUGCAACGUCUCCAGCUAUCCAGACAGAAACGUCCAUGAAUUCCUUAAAUGUGUCCACAAAUCCCUUGAGGACAUUUUUACUGUUAUUGAAGGAAAACCACUUAAAUAGUGUACAUAACUGUAGUAAUUCUAAAACAAUAAAGUGCAUUCAUUAAAUGAUCUCAUUUUACAGUGA